AUGUCUAAGGGAUUAAUCUUCAUGACUGGGGCGUCUGGCCUUAUUGGCAGCGCCGCUGCCUUGGAAGCUCUAAAGGCCGGAUAUCAACUUCGAGUUUGUCUUCGCAGGCCAUCGGACCGACUGCAGACAGUGUUGUCAAAGUAUAGCAAGCAAGUCGAAUUUAUUACCAUUCCAGAUCUCACCGAUGAGCUGGCAUUCAGUGACAAGCUGGACGGUGUGGAGUUUGUGCUCCACCUUGCAUCCCCUCUUCCUCGUGGCACCGACAAGGAGGCGUACUUCACUCCAGCGGUGAAAGGGACGACUGCCUUGCUGAAAGCGGCGGCCCAGGUACCGAGCAUCAAGAAGGUUGUUAUUACCUCAUCCCUGGCUGCUUUUGUUCCAUUGGCUGGUGUUCCAAAUGGUGGAGUUAUCCAAGAGGACAAUGACUGGGACUUCUCAGUGGAUGAAAAUGGAAGCUUCGAGGUCCCUGAGAACCCGGCUGCAACAGCCUUCCAACUGUAUAGGGCUUCUAAGCUGCUCGCAAACGCUGCAACCUGGGACUUCUGGCGAACAGCCAAGCCGCAGUACGCCUUGGUCACGCUGCACCCAGCAUUUGUGUAUGGCGAGAAUCUUAUGCAAACAUCCGCCGAGGGAAUCAGGGGAGGCUCCAACGAGGCUCUAUGGGGAUUCAUCAUGGAAGGUACCCCGACGGGAUAUAUGACGGCAGUACAUGUUCAAGAUGUGGCUGAAGCGCAUAUCAGAGCGUUGGAUCCGAAGAUAGUGGACGGCUCGAAAUACCUGCUUGCUGGGAAGAAUGGUACCGUGCCAGAGGUUGCGCGGUUUGUGCAAAAGCUCUACCCAGAUGCUGGAGCGGUCAUCACCGAGGAUGCCCAAGGCAUUACGAGCCCAGUCAAUACGGCUAAAGCGGAGACGGAGCUUGGGAUUCAAUGGCGCUCGUUCGAGGCCAUGGUGCAGGAUAUGAUGGCUCAGCAGCUUGGCUUUCGCAGGAAUGCAUCGGAAUAG
This is a messenger RNA of Aspergillus puulaauensis, 1002 nucleotides long. RefSeq lists its product as uncharacterized. Bases 1 to 1002 code for a protein of 333 amino acids. The transcript has 2 exons. The record is from RefSeq and is a predicted model, not a curated record. Lineage: Eukaryota; Fungi; Ascomycota; Eurotiomycetes; Eurotiales; Aspergillaceae. Gene Ontology annotation, molecular function: oxidoreductase activity, acting on the CH-OH group of donors, NAD or NADP as acceptor.